CGUCGCAUAAUAUAUCGUUGCUCGACAGUUUCUUGAUUGCAUCUUUCAAACACGUCAACGAUAAUGGUGACCGCUUUCUCGAUGUAAACGGGAAUGUAAAUGCAUUAUUUCUCAUUGUAGAGACAGAUUCAUCUGCAGAAAUGCAGAUACUCCCUCUUAACUUCUUGCUGUACGCUGCCAGCGGUAUGUGGCGGCCUGUCGAGUGGUCCUCGGCCAGCUCCACGCUGCUGUAUAACAUCUACACCAUUCUCAUGGUAUACCUGAUGUGUUUCUUGAUGCUGACUCAGUUCCUAGAUAUCGUCCUUGUCGUUGAUAACGUGGAGGACUUUACCGCAAACUUUUUAUUCUUCGUCUCGGUGGUCAGCGUGAUCUGCAAGAUCAUUACCGCCUUGACUCGUCGCGACCGUAUUGUCAAUCUAAUUGAGAUAUUGCAACAGCCACCCUGCAGGGUCUGUGACCAGGAGGAGAUGGAUAUUCAGGCGAAAUUCGAUCGCUCGAUCAGAUCGAGCUCCUUAUCUUACUUGUUUCUCGCGACGAUUUCCACCGUCAUGGGCUUAGUGGGCUUAAUGUUCACCAUCCUACAAGGCCAAUUACCCCUGAGAGUGUGGCUACCUUACGAUUACAGUUCACCCCUCUCAUUCUGGCUCACGUGCGUUCAGCUCUUAUUAGCCGUCGGGCCGUUCGGCGCGAUCAUCAACAUCUCCACUGAGACCUUGGUGUACGGGCUUUGCUUGCAAACGUGCGCGCAACUCGAGAUUCUGACGCACCGUCUCCAAAGGGUAGCACGCUCGAGCGAAGGGGUGGGACUUCGCGAAAGCGCGCCGAACGAUACGUCGUCGAACAGAACCAGCAGAUUGUCAGAACAUAUCUGUCAUCACCUGUGUAUAAUCAGGUACGCUGAACUGGUCAACGAGAUAUACAGCCAAGUGUUUUUUAUUCAAUUUUUCGUUAGUAUACUGGUGUUGUGUACGAGUCUGUAUUAUCUGUCUUCUCACAUGACAUUCGAGGACAUCGGGACAAUCUUCAUCUACGUGCUCUGCAUGUUCGUGCAGAUUCUCGUUUAUUGCUGGGCCGGGAACGAAGUUAUACUUAAGAGCGCAAGUCUGAGUGACGCGAUAUAUCAAAUAGACUGGAUACUCAUGACGAUCAGCGAACGAAAGGAUCUACUGAUGAUAAUGAGACGCAGCAUGAGACCCAUCAAGUUCACCAGCAGCUUCCUGGUGACGUUAUCUCUGAGCUCGUAUGGCAACCUACUGAAGGCGUCCUAUUCUGCGUUUAACGUUCUGCAGCACGUGAGUGGUAUAUGGCGACCUAUCAAGUGGUCGUCGAGCUGCGCUAAGCUAUUAUACAAUGCGUUCUCCUUCUGUACGAUAGUCCAGAUAUACUUCUUGGUGCUGACCCAAUUAAUGGAUCUCGUCCUUAACGUCAAUAACAUGGACGAUUUCGUUAAUAAUUCUCUAGUGUUCGUGAGUGUUAUUGUCGUUUCUUGCAAAGCCACAACCGUUAUGUUACGUCGAAGCGCGAUCAUCAAUUUGGCGGACAUGUUACUGAGCGACCCGUGCAAACCUCGCGAUGAGGAUGAGCUGGCAAUACAAGCGAAAUUCGACAGAUUUAUCCGGUCGUACACGAUAAAGUAUGUGAUUCUGGCAAUAGCUUCCGUGACGACUAUCACGAUGAGGAAGAUAUGGGACAUCACACAGGGUCUUUUACCUUAUAGAGUGUGGGUGCCUUAUGACUUGAAUAAAUCCUCGAUAUUUUUUAUCACGUCGAUUCAUCAGAUUAUCACUGUGUACCUCAGCACUUACAUCAAUGUCGGCACGGAAACCUCGAUUUUUGGUUUCAUUUUGCAAACGUGUGCCCAGCUGGAUAUUCUCAAGAGUCGUCUCAACAAAUCGGUGAUUAACCAGAUAGCAGGCUACCAAGAGAAUCGGCCGUUCUCGUUACCAAAUAAGAGACAAUCGACUAUUUCGGAGCACAUACGCCAUCAUCUCAGCAUUUACACGUUAGUUACGUGUGCUACAUUCGCAUCACUAAUGCUGCAAUUCUAA
This is a messenger RNA of Odontomachus brunneus, 2048 nucleotides long. RefSeq names its product odorant receptor 46a-like. Gene Ontology annotation, cellular component: plasma membrane. Lineage: Eukaryota; Metazoa; Arthropoda; Insecta; Hymenoptera; Formicidae. Bases 141 to 2048 code for a protein of 635 amino acids. The record is from RefSeq and is a predicted model, not a curated record. Gene Ontology annotation, biological process: sensory perception of smell; detection of chemical stimulus involved in sensory perception of smell. The transcript has 7 exons. Gene Ontology annotation, molecular function: olfactory receptor activity; odorant binding.